AUGAUGUCUGAAAACGAACAUAAAACAUCGGUAUUAGAAUCUGAAAUAUUUCAUGCUAUUCAAAAUUCUCAAUAUAAACGGCUUGCAUUAUAUAUUCGUCAUGAUUAUAAUUUAAAUGUUACAUCAAAAGAUGGUCGCAAUGGUUUAUUCUAUGCAUUAGAUAUAAAUGAUUCAUAUAAACGUUGUCGUAUGCUUAGAUUUUGUUUAGAUCAUGGAAUUAAUCCAUUACAUAGAGAUAAUAUUAAUGGUUAUACUGUAUUACAUGAAGCUAUGGCUCGACAACAACUUGAUUCAUUUGAACUUCUCUUUGAUGAGAUAAGUGGUGAAAUAGAUUGGCGUUCAUUAGAUGCACAUGGACGUACAAUUUUACAUCAAGCAGUUGAAUUAAAUAAUGUUGUAAUACUUGAAACACUUAUAACAACAAUGAAUCGUUAUAGUAUAUCUGUUGAUUUAUUAGAUAAAAAUGGUUUAACACCAUAUUUACUUGCUAUAAAACUUCAUCUACAUGAUAUGGCACAAAUACUUUUAAAAAAAGGACAUGCAAGUCAACAGAAAUGUGAUUUACAAACACAUCAUAGUGCUCGUGAAUGGGAAAAUAUUGGUAUGAAAGAAAAUUGUUUAAUUUUACGUCAAAAACUUCGAAAAGAAAUGAAUGAUGCUAUGAAAAAAGGCAAAAUAAAUAAAGUUAAUAAAUUAAAAAAAAUGUAUUGUUCAACAUAUUCAUUAUUCGUAAAUGAUAAUAUGCGUCGUGAUUCAAAUUUAACAAUGACAACUCAAUCAGGUUUAAAUAGAAAAUCAUCAUUAUCAAUUAAUGAAAUGAUUGAUCGUUUACAUCAAGGUGUCAGACCUGAAACAUAUAUUGAUAGUAGAAAAGAUGAAAAAGCUUUUCAUUUCGAACAAAUUCUACCAAGAUCUCUUCCACCUAUAGGAACUUUAAAACGACAUCGACAAAGUUCUUCAACAAAUUCUCUUAUUGAUUUAUUUCAGAUAGCUCAAUUAUCAUCGUGA
This is a messenger RNA of Rotaria sp. Silwood2, 1008 nucleotides long. The record is from the annotation of a GenBank genome assembly. NCBI's taxonomy places the organism in Eukaryota, Metazoa, Rotifera, Eurotatoria, Philodinida, Philodinidae.